This is a messenger RNA of Emericellopsis cladophorae, 315 nucleotides long. RefSeq lists its product as uncharacterized. The transcript has 2 exons. The record is from RefSeq and is a predicted model, not a curated record. NCBI's taxonomy places the organism in Eukaryota, Fungi, Ascomycota, Sordariomycetes, Hypocreales, Bionectriaceae. Gene Ontology annotation, cellular component: Golgi apparatus; membrane. Bases 1 to 315 code for a protein of 104 amino acids. Gene Ontology annotation, molecular function: alpha-1,2-mannosyltransferase activity. Gene Ontology annotation, biological process: protein N-linked glycosylation; cell wall mannoprotein biosynthetic process; protein O-linked glycosylation.
AUGAGCUCCAGAGGCAUCAAAGCUUGCAACAACUGGAAGGCGAGUCCUGUCCAAGCCAAGUUGGAGGAUACGUCUCUUCGCGCUGCCAUCAUCGCCCUCAUAGACGAACCAGACCUUCCACGCAUCAUCGACACUGUCGUACAGCUGGAACGCUCGUUCAACGAGGAAUACGAGUACGACUGGAUUUUCUUCAGCUCUACGGAUCUGAGCGAGACUUUCCGCCGCCAGACGUCUAAUGCCACCAAGUUCACCUGCUUGUAUGAGAUCAUCUCCAAUGAGCACUGGCGACGCGCCAGCUCGGCUGUCUCUGCGUAG